AUGGAGCAGAACAUACGUCCCAAAAAAAAUAUCACCUGCGAUCCGCAUGAGACUUUGUCGACCGCAAUAUUCUUAACACUCACUAUCACUACUGCAAUAUCCGCCACAGUGGGGAACACGCUCAUAUGUAUGGCUGUGUACAAAACCAAAACCCUAAGAACACCCGCCAACCAUCUCCUUGUCAGCCUCUCUGUAGCAAGCCUUUUGUUUGUUCCAGUGUUGGUGGGUUACUCGUUCUCUCUCACCAUCAAAGAAUGCGAUCCGAGGGCUAAAACCGUGUGCAAGUGGUCUUCAAAACUGGAUUGGAUUUUAUUCUACGUUGUUAUGCUUCAUUUGCUGUUCAUAUCUUUGGAUCGACUGUUGGCCAUAAAACUGCCAAUGAGGUACGUAGUGAAACCAGUAUCUUGAAACUCGUUUGAACUUGAGUUUAUUAAUACACUGAAUUGUGUAAUUUGAUCGUCCAUCUAAGAGUAAUCCUAAGAAGGACUUCUGUGGUAAGUAGUGAUUGACGUUUGGAAAACCUUAGCUGAAGUCACAGCUAACAACAGCAGUCCUUCUCACCACGACGCUCUCUCGGACUACCAGACAGACAACCCCAUUUAAUACAAAGUAUGUUUCACUUCUCUCAUCGUUCUUGCUCCGUCUCUCAACAGAUACCCAGUGUUGGUGACCACAAAACGCACUCUCAUAACAAUAACUGUCCUGUGGAUCAUUGGCGUUGUGGAAGGCUUUUUGCCAAACAUUAUGAGGGAAAUUAUAGGAAAAGACGCCCGCCCACUUCUGGAGCUGAUUACUGGUUGUCUCCGAAAUAACUUUAUCCCAAACGAAAGAGACUUACAACCCAUAAUCCCCCACUUCUUAACUCUCAUGACAGUGAGUGUCUUACUGCCCAGCGGUAUCAUGCUGAUUUCACAUGCGUGGAUUUUCAUAAUCUCCUUUAAACAAUACAGACAGAUAAGAACACUAGAGGACGCUUUCUCGCAGAGGCGUGUCACUGAAAUGCGCGCCGCCAAGACGGUAUCUGUCAUCGUGUUUUCAGCGUUGGCUUGUUUCGCACCUGUGCUCACUGUGACUCUCAUCACAACAUUUGAGCCGCCCAGCAGAAACCUACGGAACGGAAGUGAAGCGAUUGUGAAGUACAAGCUCUUUCCGAUCCUUAAAAUUCUGUACUUACUAGCAAUAAGCUUCAACCCUUUGAUUUACGCUUUGAAAAGUGAGCCUUUCAAGGUGACAUUCAAGAGGAUGCUUCGACCUUGCUGGGCAAUCUGCCGUCCAAAACCCCCCGGAGCGUUCACAAUGGAGAGCUUACAGUUUAAAAUUACCUCACCGUCUUCCAAAACAAAAAGACUGUGUAGAAGUCGUUAA
Messenger RNA from Pocillopora meandrina, 1365 nucleotides. The record is from the annotation of a GenBank genome assembly. NCBI's taxonomy places the organism in Eukaryota, Metazoa, Cnidaria, Anthozoa, Scleractinia, Pocilloporidae.